AUGGAUUUUAUGCUACGACCAGCUGCAGAGAGCUCGAACUCUGUGGUAAACUUGGAGCCAAUUCCUGAUUUUGUCGUUAAAUCCAAAUUAAUAAGUACAGAAGGCAGACCAUCACACUUGUUGAAAUUAAAGGCCAAUACGAAAGCAUUUAUUAAUAUAUGUCACCAUGACGAAGUUCCUAAGCCAGACAUUGAGUUUACCUCAUCGGUGGUGUAUCCAUUAAUUAUGAACAAUCAGUGGGAAGUUCCUAUAGUUACUUCAUCGGUACGAGAAGAUACGGACAAGAAGGGCGCAAUGUGUUACGUAUGGGAUUGUUGCAUCAAUACCGAUUGCAUGGGUUGGAUCAGUGACGAUUUACAAUUGAGAGAAAUUGUGAUCGAAUGGUGCUUGGAAUCAUGCGAAUUGUCUGACGUUGUAGGAAUUUCAAGAGAACAUAUUGCAUUUCCUAAGAUGAAGAAGAAAGGUGAAGCAAUUCCAGCUUUGGAAAUUCAUUUAAGUGAGCUGACCAAUAAUUAUCAAGAAAAUAUAGCUAAGGCUGCUGAGGCUGAAGAUGACGGUCCAUCAAAUAUUCUUAGAAUGAAGCGAAGUUUACUAGAUGAUGAGCCAAGCGGUCUUCUAGGGAACGCAGAUGAUGAUGAACUACCUCCACUGAUACCAAGCAACAAACAAUCGGGUGGACCAUUGAUUGAGGAGAUUGACAGCCUGAGAAUUGCUGAUCGACAAGAAAAUAGGCAUCAAGCAACAGUGGAAUUACCAGAAUUACAAUUCGAUGUGAGAAUCAGAAAAACUAAGGACACAGAAAAGUUCAAGCUUAGGAUUGAAGUUUCUUCUCAGAUCAACUCAGGGUCGGAUUUGGAAUUACGUUAUAAUCCGCAGGAAAAUGCGUUAGAGAUCAAGAACAAAAAUUUAAAUGUCUACAAAGAAAAGAAGCUGCAUAUACCACUCCCAAAUAUCUUCUCUGAGUCAGACAUAUCACGUAUGCAAUCAUUUUUUGUCAGUAAGGACAGCAAGCUGAUCAUUUUCAUAUGA
Messenger RNA from Torulaspora delbrueckii, 1029 nucleotides. RefSeq names its product Pih1p (gene PIH1). The coding region runs from base 1 to 1029 and encodes 342 amino acids. The record is from RefSeq and is a predicted model, not a curated record. Gene Ontology annotation, cellular component: R2TP complex; cytoplasm; ribonucleoprotein complex. The transcript has a single exon. Gene Ontology annotation, biological process: rRNA processing; box C/D snoRNP assembly. NCBI's taxonomy places the organism in Eukaryota, Fungi, Ascomycota, Saccharomycetes, Saccharomycetales, Saccharomycetaceae.